Messenger RNA from Dendrobium catenatum, 3366 nucleotides. Its product is annotated as cellulose synthase A catalytic subunit 4 [UDP-forming]. The record is from RefSeq and is a predicted model, not a curated record. Gene Ontology annotation, molecular function: cellulose synthase (UDP-forming) activity. Gene Ontology annotation, cellular component: plasma membrane; trans-Golgi network. The coding region runs from base 246 to 3188 and encodes 980 amino acids. Gene Ontology annotation, biological process: plant-type primary cell wall biogenesis; cellulose biosynthetic process. The transcript has 13 exons. Lineage: Eukaryota; Viridiplantae; Streptophyta; Magnoliopsida; Asparagales; Orchidaceae.
CUUCCCCGCCAACCCUCACGACCAGAAAACUGAAAGGGGCCUUUGCUUCCACUCUUUCCUUCAACCUGCUGAUGAUAUCAACGCCCCAACUGCCUCCCACCUUCUGAUGCAAAUGCCCCAACUACUGUACUCAGUUCUCUUUCCUCUACCUACAAAGCGACCGACUCAUUUGGAGAUGCCUCCAUCUGUUUCCAGGGUUGGGGGGUUACGAGAUAGGGCGUGCUUUGAGGUGAGGAAGAGGAAGGAUGAUGGAAUCCGGUAUCCCUCUCUGCAGCACCUGCGGGGAGCUAGUGGGAUUCUCAUCUUCGUCGAGCGAUGAGGUUUUCGUUGCCUGCUCUAACUGCAAUUAUCCUCUCUGCCGAUCCUGUCUCGAAGAAGAGAUCAGAGAAAAUCGGGAAAGCUGCUUGAGGUGUGGCGAGCCUUAUUUUCAUGCCGGAGAGAAAGAUUCCCUGAAAGACCUGGAAUCUGUGGAGCAUGUAACCAUGGCAUCUCGUUUACAAGAUGACCAGGAUGAUGGGGUUCAUGCUAGAAACUUAAGCAAUCUGUCCAUGACGGAGAGUGAGUUAAAUGAUGUAUCUGGAAACCCUAUAUGGAAGAACAGAGUACAGAGUUGGAAAGAGAAGAAAAUUAAAAAGAAUGCCGACAAAAAGGCAUUGAAGAAAACUCAGGUCCCUUUGGAACAGCAGAUGGAAGCCAAAGAGUCCCAAGAAGCUGGGAAACCAUUUUCAGCUAUCAUUCCUAUAUCUCGUAAUAAGCUCACACCUUAUAGGGCUGUGAUUAUAUUGCGAUUAAUAAUUCUUGGGUUGUUCUUCCAUUAUAGAAUUACAAAUCCUGUUGAUAGUGCUUAUGGUCUAUGGCUAACUUCAGUCAUAUGCGAGGUUUGGUUUGCAUUCUCUUGGGUGUUGGAUCAGUUUCCUAAGUGGUCUCCUAUUUGCAGGGAGACAUACAUUGAUACUCUUUCUUCAAGAUAUGAAAUGGAGGGUGAAUCUUGCAUGCUUGCUUCUGUGGACUUUUUUGUUAGUACUGUGGAUCCAUUAAAAGAGCCUCCACUAGUUACUGCAAAUACUGUUCUCUCAAUUCUUGCUGUGGAUUAUCCAGUUGAAAAAGUAUCCUGCUAUGUUUCCGAUGAUGGUGCUGCCAUGCUUACAUUUGAGGCCAUGGCAGAAACAGCUGAGUUUGCAACAAAGUGGGUUCCAUUUUGUAAGAAAUACUUGAUAGAACCUCGUGCGCCUGAGUUCUAUUUUUCGCAGAAAUUUGACUACCUGAAAGAUAAAGUUCAGCCAUCUUUUGUGAAGGAACGCAGGGCAAUGAAACGAGAUUAUGAGGAGUACAAAGUCAGGAUAAAUGCUCUGGUUGCUAAGGCUCAAAAAACACCCGAGGAUGGGUGGGUCAUGCAAGAUGGAACUCCUUGGCCAGGGAACAACACUCGUGAUCAUCCAGGCAUGAUCCAGGUAUUUCUUGGGCAUAGUGGUGCUCAUGAUAUUGAAGGAAAUGAGCUUCCUCGGCUUGUUUAUGUAUCAAGAGAAAAGAGACCAGGAUAUCAACACCAUAAGAAAGCUGGUGCAAUGAAUGCUCUUGUCCGGGUUUCAGCAGUCCUGACUAAUGCCCCAUACAUUCUUAACCUUGACUGUGAUCACUAUGUUAACAAUAGCAAAGCAGUCCGUGAAGCCAUGUGUUUUAUGAUGGAUCCUCAAGUUGGUCCACAUUUAUGCUACGUUCAAUUUCCCCAGAGGUUUGAUGGAAUCGAUCGCAGUGACCGAUAUGCGAACCGGAACAUAGUCUUCUUUGAUGUCAACAUGAAAGGACUUGAUGGAAUCCAAGGACCAGUUUAUGUUGGCACUGGUUGUGUUUUCAAUAGACAAGCACUCUAUGGUUAUGGGCCAACAUCUUUGCCCACCCUUCCCAAAUCUUCUUUCUGCUCCUGGUGCUGUUCCUGCUGUUGCUGCUGUCCUUCAAAAAAAGCUUCCAAAGAUAAAAAUGAAAGCUUCAAGGAUUCUAGGCGGGAAGAUCUUAAUGCCGCGAUAUUUAAUCUGAAAGAAAUAGACAACUAUGAUGAAUAUGAGAGAUCAAUGUUAAUAUCCCAAAUGAGUUUUGAGAAGUCAUUUGGUCUGUCUAGUGUUUUCAUAGAAUCUACACUGAUGGAAAAUGGUGGGUUGCCAGAGUCUGUAAACUCAUCAACUCUGAUCAAAGAAGCAAUUCAUGUCAUUAGCUGUGGAUAUGAGGAGAAAACUGAAUGGGGAAAGGAGAUUGGUUGGAUAUAUGGGUCUGUUACAGAAGAUAUUCUUACUGGAUUUAAGAUGCACUGUCGUGGUUGGAGAUCAAUCUACUGCAUGCCAUUAAGGCCUGCUUUCAAAGGAUCAGCUCCUAUCAAUCUUUCUGAUCGUCUUCACCAAGUUCUCCGGUGGGCUCUUGGUUCUGUCGAAAUUUUCCUCAGCCGACAUUGCCCACUCUGGUAUGGUUAUGGAGGUGGUCGUCUCAAAUGGCUGCAGAGAUUGGCUUAUAUAAACACCAUUGUCUAUCCAUUCACUUCCCUCCCUCUUAUAGCUUAUUGUUCUUUGCCUGCCAUCUGUCUUCUCACUGGGAAAUUUAUCAUUCCAACUCUCUCCAAUGUUGCGAGUAUGCUGUUCCUUGGCCUCUUUAUCUCCAUCAUCCUUACCAGCGUUCUGGAGCUUCGCUGGAGCGGUGUCGGCGUAGAGGACUGGUGGCGUAAUGAGCAGUUUUGGGUGAUUGGUGGUGUUUCCGCCCAUCUCUUUGCGGUCUUUCAAGGUUUUCUAAAGAUGCUAGCUGGUGUUGAUACAAACUUCACUGUCACAGCAAAAGCUUCUGAUGAUGCAGAAUUCGGCGAGCUCUAUGUGUUCAAGUGGACAACACUUUUGAUUCCCCCAACCACCCUCAUUGUUUUAAACAUGGUCGGCGUUGUGGCCGGCUUCUCUGAUGCAUUGAACAGUGGUUAUGAAGCAUGGGGGCCUUUGUUUGGUAAAGUUUUCUUCUCUCUAUGGGUGAUUCUUCAUCUCUAUCCUUUCCUCAAGGGUCUGAUGGGCCGGCAAAACCGGACGCCGACCAUUGUUGUGCUCUGGUCUGUGUUGCUUGCUUCUGUUUUCUCGCUUCUAUGGGUUAAGAUUGAUCCAUUUAUAAGCAAUACAGAUGAUUCUUCCGGCUCACAGGGAUGCAAUUCGAUUGAUUGCUAAUGCUUUGGUCAGACAAAAGAGGAUUUUUUUUUUUUGGCUUAUUAAUCUAAUUGCUUUUCACAUGUUGAUUAAAUUCAUAAGUGAAUCAUAUUGUAUGGUUUUUUGCCUAUAAUAAUUGUAUUAUAUUAUUUUUCAUAUCACUUUUGUAAACUUUAUCAAGCUCUUAUGAUUUUAUUAU